UUAGUCACUCAUCACAUCACAAUCCAAGCCACCUAAACCCCAAAUACUUAACCCCAAACAAAAAUGUUUGACUGGACCGGUAAGAAUGUUGUCUACGUGGGCAGCUUCAGCGGCAUUGGAUGGCAGAUGAUGAUGCAGCUGAUGCAGAAGGACAUCAAGAUGAUGGGCAUUAUGCAUCGCAUGGAGAACGUUGAGAUGAUGAAGAAGCUGCAGGCCAUUAAUCCGUCCGUGAAAGUGGUCUUCAUGCAAAUGAACCUCAUGGAAAGGAUGUCGAUCGACCAGGCGAUGAAGAAAAUGGGCCAAAUGAUGGGCCACAUUGAUGUGAUGAUCAAUGGCGAGGGUGUCCUGCUCGACAAGGAUGUGGAGACUACGAUGGGCAUGAAUCUGACUGGCAUGAUCCACUCGACCAUGAUGGCCAUGCCCUACAUGGACAAGACACAGAUGGGCAUGGGUGGCAUGGUGGUUAACAUGUCCUCUGUCUAUGGCCUGGAACCAGCGCCCGCAUUUGCCGUCUACGCCGCUGCCAUGCACGGCAUCCUCGGAUUCACCCGCUCCAUGGGCGACAAAAUGAUCUACCAGAAGACCGGCGUCAUGUUCAUGGCCAUGUGCCCCGGACUCACCAACAGCGAGAUGAUGAUGAACCUGCGCGACAACGUUACCUGGCACCACUCCGAGUCCAUGGUGGAGGCCAUCGAGAGCGCCAAGCGCCAAAUGCCCGAGGAGGCAGCCAUGCAAAUGAUCCACGCGAUGGAGAUGAUGAAGAACGGCAGCAUGUGGAUUGUCAACAUGGGCCACCUGAAGGAGGUUAUGCCCACGAUGCACUGGCAGAUGUAAAUGGCUUAGUUGAGCGAUUAUUAAAUGUGUGUGUUAUGUUUAAUCAUUUGAAAAAUAUAUGGAAAUAUUAGGCCUCGCA
Messenger RNA from Drosophila sechellia, 913 nucleotides. RefSeq names its product Fat body protein 2 (gene Fbp2). The coding region runs from base 64 to 834 and encodes 256 amino acids. The transcript has 2 exons. Gene Ontology annotation, molecular function: alcohol dehydrogenase (NAD+) activity. Gene Ontology annotation, cellular component: cytoplasm. The record is from RefSeq and is a predicted model, not a curated record. NCBI's taxonomy places the organism in Eukaryota, Metazoa, Arthropoda, Insecta, Diptera, Drosophilidae.